Molecule: messenger RNA, 3269 nt
Organism: Trichechus manatus latirostris (Florida manatee)
Lineage: Eukaryota; Metazoa; Chordata; Mammalia; Sirenia; Trichechidae
Gene: PTPN22
Product: protein tyrosine phosphatase non-receptor type 22
Exons: 22
Coding region: 247-2739 (830 amino acids)
Biological process (GO): peptidyl-tyrosine dephosphorylation; positive regulation of granzyme B production; negative regulation of p38MAPK cascade
Cellular component (GO): nucleus; cytoplasm
Molecular function (GO): non-membrane spanning protein tyrosine phosphatase activity
Source: RefSeq, a predicted model, not a curated record
GUUAACAUAUUCUUCACUGAACUUCUACUUCCAAACAGAGAUGAUAUGCUGAUUUCUGGGUGUUCUCACACUUAUUUAGACACUCUUGGACAGAUUUGUACCCACUGAGGAAAAAAACGUAUGCAAACUAAGAUGCAGAAGCUUUUUCUGGAACAGCUUUCCUGUCAGACAGGGCUUAACUGCCACAUGCACAGCAUGGCUUCCUGAAACAAAGGCCUUUUCCAGGACAUUGGCUGCAGAGUAGAAAUGUCUUCUCUAGAAACAGGCUCUCCACUCCUGAAAGUUAUCCUGCUGUCAGCAAGCAUGGACCAAAGAGAAAUUCUGCAGAAGUUCCUGCAUGAGGCCCAAGAUAAGAAAAUUAAGAAAGAGGAGUUUGCCAAUGAAUUUCUGAAGCUGAAAAGGCAAUCUACCAAGUACAAGACAGACAAAAUCUAUCCCACAGCUGUGGCUGAGAUGCCCAAGAAUAUCAAGAAAAACAGAUACAAGGAUAUCUUGCCCUAUGAUCAUAGCCUGGUAGAGCUGUCCCUGAUAACCUCUGAUGAGGAUUCCAGCUACAUCAAUGCCAACUUCAUUAAGGGAGUUUAUGGACCCAAGGCUUAUAUUGCUACCCAGGGUCCUUUGCCUACAACUCUUCUGGACUUCUGGAGGAUGAUUUGGGAAUACAAUGUCCUGAUCAUUGUUAUGGCAUGCAUGGAGUUUGAAAUGGGAAAGAAAAAGUGUGAGCGCUACUGGGCUGAGCCAGGACAGAAGCAACUGCAAGUUGGCCCUUUCUCCGUAUCCUGUGAAGCUGAAAAAAGAAAGUCUGAUUACAUAAUCAGGACUCUAAAAGCCAAGUUCAAUAGUGAAACUCGAACUAUCCACCAAUUUCAUUACAAGAAUUGGCCAGAUCAUGAUGUGCCUUCAUCUACAGACCCUAUUCUUGAGCUCAUCUGGGAUGUGCGUUGUUACCAAGAAGAUGACAGUGUUCCCAUAUGCAUUCACUGCAGUGCCGGCUGUGGAAGAACUGGUGUUAUCUGUGCUGUUGAUUAUACAUGGAUGUUGCUAAAAGAUGGGAUAAUUCCUCAGAACUUCAAUAUUUUUAGUUUGAUCCAGGAAAUGCGGACACAGAGGCCUUCAUUUGUUCAAACUCAGGAACAGUAUGAGCUGGUCUACAGUGCUGUAUUAGAACUAUUUAAGAGACAGAUGGAUAUUUUCAGGGAUAAACACUCUGGAACAGAGAUUCAAGUAAAGUAUUCAGUUCCUGAGCAAAAUUCCACUCUAGAAGCAGACCCUUAUCCUCUUAGCUUACCAAAAAGCUCCAUAAAAGAAGCAACGAUGGUGAACCAACAGAACCAACAAAGGACAAAGGUGGAAAAAGCAGAGGCUUCUUCCUUUGACUUUAAGACUUCUGAAAUAAGUGAAAACGAAGGGUUUGUUUUGCACCCUGCUAAAGCGACCACUUCUUUUGACUUUUUGGAGCUAAACUGUGGUUAUAACAAAAAUGGCGACAGAACCAUGAAAUGGGAGACAAAAGCACUUCCAAUGGCUGGGGAGCCUCUUCAAAAGCAUCAAAGUUUGGACUUGAGUUCCAUUUUGCUUCAGGCAUGUCCUAAUUCAAAACCUAUAAAUACAGCAGGAAGACAUUUUAAUUCAAAGCGGCCAAUAAUACGGACCAAAUCAACUGGCUUUGAACUGAUACAGCAGAGAGAAACAAAAGAGUUGGACAUCAAGGAAAAUUUUUCUUAUUUGGAAUCUCAUCCGUACAAUUCUUGUCCUGUGGAGUUGCAGUCUCAAAAACUGAUGCAUGCUUCAUCAGCAGAACUGAAAAAUUCACUGCCAAGUGACCCUAAGCACCAAGCAUGUGAUGCCUCAAAUGUAAAGCAGCAUGACCCCAGUGAUUUUAGUGUAUAUUCUUACAUGUCUUUGGUAGAAGAUCCCUAUUUUUCACCAUUGCCUUCAGCUAGUGCUGGUUCUAAGAUGUCUCUUGAUUCACCUGAGAAGCAGGAUGGAGCUGUUUUUCCUUCUUCUUUGUUGCCAAAAUCCUCUACAACCCUGUUCUCUUAUUACAAUUCACAUGAUUCUUUAGUACCAAAUCCUCCGACUAAUUUUCCCCCACCGCUGAACCAAGAGACAGUAGUAAUGGCAACUUCUCCAAAGACAGAUGAUGAAAUCCCCCCUCCACUGCCUGAACGGACACCUGAAUCUUUUAUUGUGGUUGAGGAAGCCGGAGAAAUCCGACCGAGUGCUCCCAAGCCCUUAUCUUCAAUUGUGAAGGUAAAAAUGGGAACAUCACUGGAAUGGAGUGGAACAUCUGAAUCAAAGAAAUUUGAUGACUCUGUGAGACUUAGACCAAGCAAGAGUGUAAAACUCCGUAGUCCCAACUCAGAGCUACAUCGAGAUCGUUCUUCUUCCCCACCACCUCCUCUCCCAGAAAGAACCCAGGAGUCCUUCUUUCUUGCUGAUGAAGAUUGUAUGCAGGCCCAAUCUGUAGAAACUUAUUCUACUAGCUAUCCUGACACCAUGGAAAAUUCAACAUCUUCAAAACAGAUAUUGAAUACUCCUGGGAAAAGUUUCACAAGGAGUAGGAGUUUGAAAAUUUUACGGAAUAUGAAAAAAAGUAUCUGUAAUUCUUCCCCACCAAGCAAACCUGCGGAAUCUGUUCAGUCAAAUAACUCCAGCUCCUUUCUGAAUUUUGGAUUUGCAAAUCGUUUUUCAAAACCCAAAGGACCAAGGAAACCACCACCAACUUGGAAUAUUUAAUUCAACUUUGGAUUCAGACAACAGUUACGUGCUUGGCUGCUAACGGAAAGGCUGGCAGUUCAAACCCACCCAACGGGGCUCCACGGGAGAAAAACCUGCUGAUCUAUUUCCGCAUGGAUGACAGUCAAGAAAGUCCUAUGGGUUGGUUCUCCUGUGUCACGUGGAGUUGCUACGAGUUGGAAUUGACUCCAUGGCCCCAUCAAUAACAAGGCUGCAAGUGUAUCUGUAAAUAAAACUACUAGAAUACUGCUGUCUAAAAUAAAUGUGGUCUAUAUUAUUAUCAACAACAAAAACAUGCUAAUAUGUUGAAUAGCUUUUAAAAGAAAAGCAAUAUGGAAACAAAUGCCAGAAGUUUUGCAUUUUCAUCUCAUUUACCCUGGGUUGGAAACAGCAGAUAAAGGUUUGUCACUUGUGCUUAUGCAGAGAAUGCUAUAUUUGAAACACGGUUACAGAGUGGAUUUAUUUUUCAUUUUUGGAAAAAAGUUAUUUUUAUGGAGCCCUCGUGGUGCAGUGGUUAAGACCUCAGGCUG